AUGCUUAAUAUCUUUAGUUUGAUCUGUAUCUGUCUUAAUUCUGCCUUUCAUUCGAGUAGUUUUUUCUUUGCCAAAUUGCCCGAGGCUUACGCUAUUUUCAAUCCAAUCGUAGAUGUUAUGCCAGUCAUACCUGUGCUCUUUUUUCUCUUAGCCCUUGUUUGGCAAGCUGCUGUAAGUUUUCGAUGA
Molecule: messenger RNA, 186 nt
Organism: Nelumbo nucifera (sacred lotus)
Lineage: Eukaryota; Viridiplantae; Streptophyta; Magnoliopsida; Proteales; Nelumbonaceae
Source: the annotation of a RefSeq genome assembly